Messenger RNA from Lampris incognitus (smalleye Pacific opah), 2262 nucleotides. It is a transcript of the gene ddx56, whose product is annotated as DEAD (Asp-Glu-Ala-Asp) box helicase 56. The transcript has 14 exons. The record is from RefSeq and is a predicted model, not a curated record. Gene Ontology annotation, cellular component: nucleolus. Bases 37 to 1707 code for a protein of 556 amino acids. Gene Ontology annotation, molecular function: nucleic acid binding; RNA helicase activity; ATP binding. Lineage: Eukaryota; Metazoa; Chordata; Actinopteri; Lampriformes; Lampridae.
AGAAAAUUCCAGCGACGCACGUUUUAAAGUGCAGAGAUGGCUUCCCAAAAUCUUCAGUUCCAUGAAAUGGGCUUAGAUGAUCGUCUAUUAAAGGCAAUUGCAGAGUUGGGUUGGGCGCAACCAACCCUUAUCCAAGAGAAAGCCAUCCCUUUGGCUCUGGAAGGGAAAGAUCUCUUGGCUCGGGCCAGAACUGGAUCUGGGAAAACAGCGGCGUAUGCUGUGCCUGUAAUACAGCACAUCUUGGACUCCAAACAGAGUGUUCGUGAGCAGGCUGUGCGAGCACUGAUCUUAGUGCCAACCAAGGAGCUUGGUCAACAGGUGCAGUCUAUGAUGCGUCAGUUAACUGCAUACUGCACAAGAGAUGUCAGAGUGGCAGACAUCUCUGAAAAGGCAGACCUAUCAAUCCAGAGACCUGUUUUAAUGGAGAAGCCAGAUGUAGUUGUUGGGACUCCUUCUCGUGUGCUGGCCCAUCUGAAUGCUCAGAACUUGGUUCUGCACUCAUCCCUCGAGACUCUGGUGGUAGAUGAAGCUGACCUGCUCUUCUCGUUUGGCUUCGAGGCAGACCUCAAAAACUUAUUGUGUCAUUUGCCGAAGAUCCACCAGUCAUUCCUGAUGUCAGCUACGCUCUCUGAAGAUGUUCAGGCCCUAAAGGAGUUGCUGCUACACAACCCUGUGAUCCUGAAGCUCCAGGGCUCCCAGCUACCAGAGAGCAGUCAGCUUCAGCAGCACAGUAUUAAAUGUGAAGAAGAGGACAAGUUCUUGCUCAUCUACACAUUGCUGAAGCUGCGCCUGGUUCAGGGCAAGACGUUGGUUUUUGUCGAGGCAGUCGAUAAGUGCUACAGACUCAAACUCUUCCUGGAACAGUUUGCCAUCCCAGCCUGUGUUCUCAACUCAGAGUUGCCUGUUAGGUCCAGGUGCCACAUCAUCACGCAGUUUAACCAAGGAUUCUAUGAUUACAUCAUUGCCACAGAUGAACAAGGACUGGCUGAUCCCACAGCUGCAACACAGACUGCUGUGGGGAAGGGAAAGAAGAAAAAAGGCCAAACUAAAGGGGGGAGGGCCAAGGAGUAUGGAGUCUCCCGAGGUGUAGACUUCACAAAUGUGUCCAAUGUCAUUAACUUUGACUUCCCCACAUCUGUACAAUCCUACAUACAUCGAGUUGGAAGAACUGCACGUGCAGACAACCAAGGCACGGCUCUUUCCUUCAUCUCUCAUGCAGAACUCCAUUUGCUUUCAGAAGUGGAGGAUGCCCUCACAGGAGAUAAUAGUGAUUGUGUGGUGAAGCCAUAUGAGUUUAAGAUGGAAGAGAUUGAAGGCUUCAGGUACAGAUGCCGGGAUGCCAUGCGCUCUGUGACAAAGCAGGCAGUACAGGAGGCCAGACUGAAAGAGAUCAAGGAGGAGUUGCUAAAUUCAGAAAAACUAAAGACAUAUUUUGAGGAUAACCCCAGAGAUCUGCAGCUGCUGAGGCAUGACAAAGAUUUGCACCCUGCUGUCGUCAAACCUCACCUAAAGAACGUGCCAGGAUAUCUCAUUCCUGAUGCCCUGAGAGGGGUGGCCAACCCUCUAAUAGGCAGGAGAAAGAAGAGAGGGAAAACCACACGAGACGAUGAUGUGAAGACCAAUUUCAGGAAAAAACCCCAAGGCAAAAAUCCACUGAAGACUUUCCGUUACACAGGAGGGAAAAGCGGCGGAAGGAAGAAUAAAUAGCCAGCCCUAAAAACUGAUGGCGCCAUAAUAUUUCACAUUAGUCAUGUUACUCCAUACCGGAAUGAGUAGUGACACUCCGCCGGGAGGAAUUGUGGACUCAGGUGUUGGUCAAGCCCACACAACUAUGAAACAUAUGGACUUGGGACUAUAAAGACUUUCUGAGGUUAUACUGACCCUUGACACACAUGCAUCUGGAGGUUCUAUAAACUCUACAUGUUGCAAAAUUUAAGUAACAUUUUUCUGUUAUUUAGAGAUUGUCAAGCUGCACUUGGAUUUACUAUCUUAAUGAUGAUGAAGCCAGGUGGACAGUAUGAAAAGAAGUGAUUAUUUUUUCCAUUUGAAAUGCCCCAAAAAUGUAAAACAUUCAAAAUGUUUGGUUAACAAUUGUCGUCAUAGACAGUCAUUGGGUCCCCUUUGUAGUUUAUCUGGUGGAUAUGGUUAAUAAAAUGGUAUGUAAACAAACCUAUUCAUUACAAGGGAAUAAAGAAGGACUCUACAGGUGAACCACUUGAGCAUUUUAGCAACUCCUAAAAAUAUAUUAACCAUAAAUUUGAA